Molecule: messenger RNA, 381 nt
Organism: Arabis nemorensis
Lineage: Eukaryota; Viridiplantae; Streptophyta; Magnoliopsida; Brassicales; Brassicaceae
Source: the annotation of a GenBank genome assembly
AUGGUUGGCCGUAUCUACGGUGGGAUUUCUACGUCUCUCUUGUUUUCAGCAUUCGAAUCAUGGCUCAUUGCAGAGCACAACAAGAGGAACUUUGAGCAACAGUGGCUGUCACUGACAUUCUCUAAGGCUGUUUUUCUUGGGAAUGGUCUGGUCGCUAUACUCUCUGGUUUGUUCGGUAAUCUUCUUGUUGACACUUUUUCCCUUGGUCCUGUUGCCCCAUUUGAUGCGGCUGCGUGCAUUCUUGCAAUUGGGAUGGCAACUUGGUCUGAGAAUUAUGGUGAUCCAUCUGACAGUAAAGAUUUGCUCUCACAGUUCAAGGUUGCUGCCAUAGCAAUUGCUUCAGGCAAGUUCAAACUUGCAAACUUAACAUCAAAACCGUAG